Silurus meridionalis is the source of this 2035-nucleotide messenger RNA. RefSeq names its product acidic (leucine-rich) nuclear phosphoprotein 32 family, member B (gene anp32b). Lineage: Eukaryota; Metazoa; Chordata; Actinopteri; Siluriformes; Siluridae. Gene Ontology annotation, cellular component: nucleus. The record is from RefSeq and is a predicted model, not a curated record. The transcript has 7 exons. Gene Ontology annotation, biological process: regulation of apoptotic process. Bases 643 to 1449 code for a protein of 268 amino acids. Gene Ontology annotation, molecular function: histone binding.
CAAACCACAAUCACCUGCUCACUGGGGCUGAAUUACACCCAGUCCGGGGGAUAUUUACACUCAGCUCGGGGUAAAAACUCCGUCUUUGUGCCGCGUCACUCCCGGACUGGAGGAAGCCGCUGAGCGGGGGAAAGUGACCAACUAUCAGCUCCUGAGGCGCCGCUGGAUUUAAAGGGGCAGUCCGGUCUUUUCACUUCCAUUUCACCAUCACAAAACACCACCUGACCGCUAAUCAACUCCAAACCCACCCCGUGAUUUACACCGCGGACUGCAGCACAUUCAGCGGGUUUCCUUCUGUCUGUAUAAAUGUGUUUCUCAGGAGAUUAGCAUGUAGCUAACAGCUAGCGUUCCCGCCAUUACUGCAUUAGUGGAGUUACCUCAGACACACACACACACACACACACAGUUUAUAUUCUUAAAGGCGAAUUUAUUACUCGGUUCUGUUUUAUUUCAUGAUGAGUCUUUUUCUGAUCUGAAUCACGGCGGAAGUAACGCGGAGGUGUUCCGGCUACACGCCGCCCACAUGUACUCACUGUGAGGGGGAAAUCCGGCGGAAACGAGCUACAAACAAAAAACACGAGCAAUUCUAUCAAAUCACCACAGAAGAUUUAUUAUUAAUCUGUACAAGUCCUGUGGAGACCGAUGUGUGUGUGGAGCGGGAUGUCCGCGGUGCAGCUCCGGGAGGAGACACAGCUCGAGCCGGGCCUCGGCCUCGCCAUGCUGCCGGUGCAAGAACUGGUUCUGGAGAACUGCAGAUCGAACGAGGGGAAGAUUGAAGGCCUCACAGCUGAAUUCGUUAAUCUCGAGUACCUCAGCUUGAUAAACGUGGGAUUGAUCUCGGUGUCCAACCUCCCCAAACUUGCCAAGCUCAAGAAGCUGGAACUCAGUGAUAACAGAAUCUCAGGCGCUCUCGACGUGUUAGCGGAGAAACUCCCGAACCUGACACACCUGGACCUCAGCGGAAACAAACUCAAGGACAUCAGCACACUGGAGCCUCUGAAAAAACUGGACCACCUGAAGAGUCUGGAUCUGUUUAACUGUGAAGUAACGAACCUGAGUGGUUAUCGGGAGAGCGUGUUCAAACUGCUGCCUCAGCUCACCUACCUGGACGGAUACGACGCCGAGGACCGCGAGGCUUCCGACUCGGAUGGUGAGGUGGACGGCGUGGACGAGGACGAAGAUGAUGAAGUUGAGGAGGAAGAUGAUGAGGAUGGUGAGGAGGAGGACUUUGAUGACGAGGAUGAUGAUGAUGAAGAGGACGAGGUAGAAGGAGAGGAAGAUGAUGACGACGUCAGUGGAGAGGACGAGGAGGAAGACUUCGGUCAGGCCGGAGAGGUGGACGAUGAAGACGAUGAGGAGGAUGAAGAUGAUGAAGAAGUGACGAAAGGAGAGAAGAGGAAGAGAGACCCUGAUGAUGAAGAUGAUGAUGAUGACGACGACGAUGAAUAAAAUCCAACCAGCCAAUCAGCUUCCUCUCCCUCCUUAACCCCACCCCAUUACUCACUGACCUCAGUUGCCCCGCCCCUCUUUUUUCCACUCUGUAUUUCUACCCCAAUGGGGAUGAGACUGUACCACAUGGGCGGGGCAUGUGGAACUGAAAGAGCGUGUGCCAUUGGUCAGUCCACUCAGCAUUCCACAUGUUGAACUUCAAACCCUGCCUAUGUCCCACCCAAGCCCCUCCCCUUCCUGUGCGCGUGUGUGUGUGUGUGUGUGUGUGUGUGUGUGUGUGUGUGUGUGUGUGUGUGUGUGUGAGGACUUUGGGGAUCUAGUUUUGGGUCUGUGCUUUUAAUAUUUUGUUGGAAUUUUUUUCUUCAUCAUGUUUUUCUGCCCAUGUCUCUUUAUUUUUUAUUUGUUUUGCCUUUUUUUUUCGGUUUCUCAGUAAGAUGAUCGCUAUAGCAACCGUGUGACGAGCGAGCCGUGUUUUUUUAGCGUGCCGUCUCGUCACACACCUCAGUGUCAAUUGCAAAAAUUUUUACUUUCUGUAAAAUGAAGAAUACAAACUUUGUAAAUAAAAUGACAUUUUGUGCUUUGCUCA